AUGUGUCUCCACGUAGCUGUGCUCUGCUCAGCGACCACACCCCCGGACAACCGUCUCGACCGGCGGGAUAAACCAGAUGAGGGUAUCCGUGCGUGCACCUGCACACACGGUACUGUGAUCUCCGCUGGCCGGAUGGAUCUUCGCGUCGACAUCGCCGAGACGAGGCUCUGCCUGGACCAUCGCAGGAGGCCACCAGGUAAGUUCAGCUCCAGGUUAGUGAAUUUGCUUUUUUUCUUCCCUUUGCCUGUUGCAGUUCCGCGUUGUAUGUUGCUCUUUUUGCCUGCCCUCUAUAUGUUAGUCUGUCUGCUGACAUUCAGAUGAAACCCUUGAUGCCUGCUACGACUGUCUGUCCGUCAGUGUAUGCCUCCCUCUGCUAAUAGCUAGGUGUUACCGUGUUUGAUCUUGAGGGAUGUCCUCUCACUUCUGUCUCUGACUGAUGACUUUGUCUGUUUGUCCACACUAACUGUAAGUCCCAUAGAGUUCUGUUGGUGUGCAUGCACUCUUCUACUUAAAUAUAUCACAUCACCACCAAGGUCCCAGGCUAACUCGGAUCGUUCUCUCACUAACAAAAAGUCGUGGCCAAUAGUGGAGUCCAGCAGCCGUCUGGGAUAACCGGGCAGCCAUACUUAGGGGGUGCGCUGCCUGCCCACGAGAGGGCGAAGGGGCUAAAAAAGGUGCCCUUAAAAUUGCUGGGAACCACGCAGUCUGUAGGCUGGCCGUGGCUGCAGAAAAAACACACACGGGCAAAACAGCCAAAACCGAAACAACAACAACAACAGCAACAAUCACGAUCUUGCUCUUCCAGCCUAUUCUUAUUUUCUUCUCCUGCUCCUAAUUUUCGCCGCCGCAGUCGCCAGACGGGCAGGGUGAGUCCGCUCACUCUGGCAGCCUGGAAUGCUCGUUUCCUUUUAGACUAUCCGAGGCGCAACCGGCCGGAACGGAGGACGGCGCUGGUGGCAAGAGCACUGGCGCGCUACAAGGUGGACAUCGCCGCACUCAGCGAGACCCGAUUCUCCGAAGAAGGCCAACUGGAGGAGGUGGGUGCCGGUUACACCUUCUUCUGGAGUGGUCAGCCCAGGCCAGAGAGGCGAGACGAGGGUGUCGCCUUCGCCAUCCGGAACGACAUCGUGGGACGACUGCUCAGUCUGCCGCAGGGCACCAACGAUCGCCUGAUGAGCCUCCGUCUGCCUCUCCGGGGUGGGGGCGAAUUCGCCACCAUCAUCAGCGCCUACGCUCCUCCGAUAGCUGGCCCCGGCGCCAUCAGAGACAAAUUCUAUGAGGACCUGCACGCACUCUUGGCGACUGUGUCGAAGGCGAACAAGUUGAUUGUCCUUGGCGACUUCAACGCCCGCGUCGUCACCGACCAUACAGCCUGGAGAGGAGUGCUGGGUCCCCAUGGUCUCCACUGCGCCAACGACAAUGGCCUGCUGCCCCUCCGCACCUGA
Molecule: messenger RNA, 1445 nt
Organism: Spirometra erinaceieuropaei
Lineage: Eukaryota; Metazoa; Platyhelminthes; Cestoda; Diphyllobothriidea; Diphyllobothriidae
Source: the annotation of a GenBank genome assembly